UGUUACUGAAAAUUUUAUCAUUACGACCGUGGAAUGAUAAAAAGACCAGGGGUAUUUUGGUAACUUCACGGGCAAAAUUAGGCAACUAUCUCGGCCAUAACGGUUGUCAAUCAAAUCCAAAUCAGCCCAUUGUCUCCCUUAAACACCAAUCCAACGGUAGAAACUCAAACAAUGAUUUAAAAAUUUCAAUCCAACGGCCCCACAAAACUAGCCGUUACACGCAGAGCGUACAGACCUCAACGUCUUCUUUCUCAUUUCUUCUCAUCCUUUGCACCAUUUCAUUCAUUCAUUCAUUUGUGCAGUUCUAACUAAAAUAAAGAAAAAAAACUGAGCGAUUCACCAAAAACCCACGAAACCCUAAUCGUUUCCGGCGAAGUGUCUCCUUUCGCGACUCAGAUUCCCGAUGGAUUUGAUCGGCAAGAACGCCGGUGCGGUGACUCCUGUAAAAGAUUCACAUGGUUCUCGAUCAAAGAACCCAGAAAUUUUGAGAUGUUCGGAGAAUCUGAACCCUAAUGUUUCCCCUGGUCCUAAAACGACGAACUCGCCAGUGAUCAAAUCGGCCAAGUCUCAGAAAUCGGUUUCGAAAAAUCCGAACCAGAAUCCGGUUGCUUUCUCGCCGCGGAAUAAGAUCCGGGAAAGAAAGUUCGUAGUGGCGAAGAAGAAGAACUCUAAGAAAGAGAACGUGGCUCCGAAAGUUGCUUGCAAGUGUAAAGAGAAGGUCGUUGGUGGUAAUCCUAAGAAGUGUCUUUGUGUCGCUUAUGAGAAUCUCCGGGCUUCGCAAGAGGAGUUUUUCAAGAGUCGUGAUUCCGUUAGUGGGGAAGUAUCGGAAUCUAACAAUUCUAAAGCUAUUGAUAGAGCUGAGAGUGAACUGGAAGAGGAAAUAGCUAAGGGUUUGAUGAUUCAAGACCUUCACGUCGACGAUGGGUAUCAGGGGCAGGCAGGAGAUAUUAAUGAUUCCAAUAAUGGCGAAUCUGGUGAGGUUGAUUCGCCUAAUCAAUUAGGUUGCUCGACAGUGAAGAGAAGGCGGGAAAAGUUGUUGGAAGAAGCAAGGAACAGUGCGCCUGAAUGUGGAAAAGUGAUGCAUUUGGUUCAUGCUUUUGAGAAACUUCUUUCCAUACCAAAGUCUAAGGAGUCUAAUGAUCAGAAGACUGAUCAGGAACAGGAAUUAGUAGAGACCAAAAAGCCAAUGAUGUGGGCUUUACCUGGAUUACCUCCUCCUAAAGUUCCUGAAAUGCAAUUUUCAUCUUCAUCGUUUUGUCCAUCCGAGUUGUUUUUGACAUCUGAAAAUCUUGGUUUGGAUCCAAAAGCUUCGGUUUCGUCUUCUUGGGAUGGCAGUCAAGGAAGUGUUUCAAGCAGGAAUUCCUCUAAUGGUGGGCGAAGGAGUCGAAGAAAUAGCUUAGAAUCGAUUAGCACAAUUGGUGGUAGUAGAUGGAAAAAGAAGAAGCUUAAAGCCACUUCUCAGAAACCAUUCAAGCUAAGAACAGAGCAAAGGGGAAGAAUGAAGGAAGAGGAAUUCGUUAAGAAAUUGCAGGAGAUAAUAGUAGAAGAAGAGAAGCAGCGGAUACCAGUUGCUCAGGGUCUUCCAUGGACUACAGAUGAACCAGAGUGUCUUGUAAAACCUCCAGUGAAAGAGAGAACAAAGCCUGUGGAUCUGAAGCUUCACAGUGAUGUUCGAGCAGUAGAGCGAGCUGAGUUUGAUAAUCAGGUAGCAGAGAAAAUGACCCUGAUAGAGCUAUAUAAGAUGGAAAGAGAGAGACAACAAAGGAUGGCAGAAGAGGAAGAAGUUAGAAGACUGAGAAAGGAACUCGUUCCAAAAGCCCAGCCCAUGCCUUAUUUUGAUAGACCUUUCAUCCCAAGAAGGUCGAUGAAGAAUCCAACAAUUCCAAAAGAACCCAGAUUUCAUAUUCCCCAACAGAAAAAGAUCAAGUGCUGCCUGUCCUGGAAUGAUGCCAGCUCCUUCACAUUCCAACAACAUUGACAAUAGCUUGAAGAAGAGCUUUUUAUAGAUAUUUCCUCCCCCAAUUCUCUUCUGUUAUUCAAUCAAUUGUUAUGAUGUGAGAUUUUUUAUAGUAAUAAAAAGUCUAAGAAAGAAGAAUGGAGCUACCUGCCAAUAUAGCUCAUUCAUUGUCCAA
This is a messenger RNA of Cannabis sativa, 2132 nucleotides long. Its product is annotated as microtubule-destabilizing protein 60. Gene Ontology annotation, biological process: activation of protein kinase activity; regulation of mitotic spindle organization; mitotic spindle assembly. The record is from RefSeq and is a predicted model, not a curated record. Lineage: Eukaryota; Viridiplantae; Streptophyta; Magnoliopsida; Rosales; Cannabaceae. The transcript is spliced from 8 exons. The coding region runs from base 404 to 1978 and encodes 524 amino acids. Gene Ontology annotation, molecular function: microtubule binding; protein kinase activator activity. Gene Ontology annotation, cellular component: mitotic spindle; nuclear microtubule.